Hypoxylon fragiforme is the source of this 582-nucleotide messenger RNA. RefSeq lists its product as uncharacterized. Lineage: Eukaryota; Fungi; Ascomycota; Sordariomycetes; Xylariales; Hypoxylaceae. The record is from RefSeq and is a predicted model, not a curated record. The transcript has a single exon. Bases 1 to 582 code for a protein of 193 amino acids.
AUGGCUAGCCCGCAACAUGCCCUCAGAGAUGACACACUUGACGCAGUCCGUAGCUUGAUCGGCCCAUGGAAUGGGCUUAGUGUCACGUUCCGAACGCAAGAAGUAGGUACUAUACCUUACCAGUACUACUGGGCCAAAGUCGACCCGAAAAGGUUGAUUACUCGAGGCUCCAAGCUAUGGGAGGAAGCCCAACGGCUGACAUUCGUACCUAUCAUGCACGUACAACUCCCAACGACCACCGGCCCUCUCAUGCUCCACUCAAUCAUGAAGGCAGUAGAAGAAGUCAUUGAUAAAUACAUCAAGAUCUUCCGAGAGGGCUCAGAGUUAUAUAGCGUAGGCCAAGGUGUCGAUCCUAGCCAGAUGAUGGUUAUGUUCAAGCCGUUCAACGUGUCCCUCGGCCCUCGUAAUACUGUCGCAAUACUCCCUCCUCCGCCAUCGGAACUUCUCCAAGUAGAACCAAGUUGGAAAUUUAGACGCAACUUGCCGCCGAAGCAGAUUAUACAGCUAGAGAAUAUGAACGACCCGAAGAGGGAGGAGUGGGAAAGAGAGUGGGUUGAGUGGAAUGCUGCGAGAGCUGCUUAG